AUGAUUUANGGAGCUAUUGAUGAUGUUGAUGUUAUUCUUGAAACACUCAAAGAUUGUGGCUAUUCACAAGAUAGGUUUUACAUCCAUUGUGAUGCUGCACUAUGUGGUCUUAUGACCCCUUUUAUUAACAAUAUGAUUAGUUUCAAGAAGCCAAUUGGAAGUGUCACAAUUUCUGGUCACAAGUUCUUGGGAUGCCCAAUGCCUUGUGGUGUCCAAAUAACAAGAAAAAGCUACAUCAAUAAUCUCUCAACAAAUGUGGAGUACAUUGCUUCUGUGGAUGCCACUAUUUCUGGUAGUCGUAACGGUUUAACUCCAAUUUUCUUAUGGUAUAGCUUGAGCGCAAAAGGUCAAAUUGGCCUGCAAAAGGAUGUUAAAAAAUGUCUUGACAAUGCCAAAUAUUUGAAAGAUCGUCUUCAACAAGAAGGAAUAAGUGUCAUGUUAAAUGAGCUUAGCAUCAUAGUUGUACUUGAAAGGCCUCGUGAUCAUGAAUUUGUCCGUCGAUGGCAACUUUCAUGUGUCAAAGAUAUGGCACAUGUUAUUGUUAUGCCAGGCAUCACACGAGAAAUGCUUGAUAAUUUCAUCAGUGAAUUAGUGCAACAAAGAAAACAAUGGUACCAAGGUGGGAAAGCAGAGGCUCCUUGUGUUGCAGAUGGCAUUGGUGCUCAAAAUUGUGCAUGCUCUUAUCAUAAGAUUGACUACAUUAGUUAGUUCUUAGAAGGCAAAGAAAACGAGAGGUGGCCUUUGUUGCUGUUAAUAUGCCUUUCAUAGAGUUGGCACUUCUUGCUGUUAUUUAUUCAUCCUUUUGUUACAACAUUGAAAUUGAAUUGUAUACAUGAAACAUUUUUUAAAUUAUAAAGUUUUAACACUCUUUUAUGAUAUUAUUUGAAUA
Messenger RNA from Solanum stenotomum, 889 nucleotides. Its product is annotated as histidine decarboxylase-like. The transcript has 2 exons. The coding region runs from base 1 to 708 and encodes 235 amino acids. The record is from RefSeq and is a predicted model, not a curated record. NCBI's taxonomy places the organism in Eukaryota, Viridiplantae, Streptophyta, Magnoliopsida, Solanales, Solanaceae. Gene Ontology annotation, biological process: carboxylic acid metabolic process. Gene Ontology annotation, molecular function: carboxy-lyase activity; pyridoxal phosphate binding.